Messenger RNA from Fimicolochytrium jonesii, 8702 nucleotides. RefSeq names its product armadillo-type protein. Lineage: Eukaryota; Fungi; Chytridiomycota; Chytridiomycetes; Spizellomycetales; Powellomycetaceae. The record is from RefSeq and is a predicted model, not a curated record. Gene Ontology annotation, cellular component: cytosol. The transcript is spliced from 10 exons. Gene Ontology annotation, molecular function: protein kinase regulator activity. Gene Ontology annotation, biological process: cellular response to amino acid starvation; regulation of translation. The coding region runs from base 235 to 8580 and encodes 2781 amino acids.
CCUGGACGAACUGGGCCUCAACAACACUUUACACAUAUAUAGUUAUUAGUUAGUAUAUAGACCCGUGCUUCGACUUACUGUACAAGACGCCCUGGGAACCCCAUAGAACGAGAGCUCCAACCGUUCCUCUACCAUAUCUCAACCGGUUCCCCGACAUAUAUUACCCUCGGUUGCUGGCAGAUCAGUAGGGGCAUUCCAGGGGAAACCGCUAGAUCACCUACAUACCACACGGCUAUGGACGGUGGAGAAGACGACGACUUUCUCGCGGUCGACUCCCUGUCGACUGCUCAAGCGGAGCUGCCUUGGGAUCAGUUUGUUGGACAGGUGUUCAUUCCUGGGACCAACUCAACGAGUUUCAGCAGGAGGCUUGCUGUAUUGAAUGGAACCGCAAGGAAGUUGUCCAGCGAAGCAUUACCGGACUCGCAAUUGGCGGCAGUCGUGCAGCAAUUGCUUUUCGCAGUUCCCCGAUACCCGGAAUUGAGGGCAAGGAAAGCGGUGCUACAGGUGCUCAAAAGCCUCUAUGCGCGCGGACGGGAAGGAAAAGGGGCGCUGGAGGUGUCAUUCCUGAAAGGCACGGUGAAGCUGCUGGAACGAGAGUUGAAAGGAAACUUACAUGGAUGGCCUCCGGUUCUGCUUUUCGACUACCUGCAAUGGACCGGUCUCCUGAUCAAGUGCUGCCUGUCACCAACACCGGAACCGGCACCGAAAACGGAAGAGUUCACCGCAUCUCCAUUGUGGAAGACGCUGAUCGCGCUUCACGCGUCGCUUCUGGAUGCUUUGGGGAGCUCUAGCGGUAACCGGCGGGACGUUACUUUCUCGCGGGUGAAAGCCAGCACGCGAAAGAUCAUCGAUGUGGCUGGACCAUCAGGCGUUGAGGCCAUCUUGCAAACGUUACUCACGCCCGCGACGAUCGAAGGAAGUGAGGGGUGCAAGCGGUGCAUCUUUGUCGGGCUCGCGAUGGAGGUGGUGGUGAAGAAGGGCUACACCCCGGUGUUUGACAAGUUCAAGCCGGAUGUUUUGAAUCUGUAUCUGAAGGCUUUGAUGACCUCUCGUUCCCCCGUACCCUCGGCGUAUCUCGAGUCAUUAGCCCCGUUUUUCCAAAAAUCACUUACCCCCGACGUAUUCGACAAGGAAAUAGCGCCUACUAGUGAAAGGCUACUCCUCCGUUCCCCCGAAGUUGUCAUCAAAGUGCUGGAUUACACAAUACGAAGCGUCGAUUUCGACGUGUCGAAGCAGUUCCGAACGAAGUAUGCGGAUGCCGUACUCAACCACAUGCGCUCCACCAAUGAUGUCGUCCGCCUCAGCGCUGCCGAUUUCUUCAAAACUUUCUGCUCAAAGAGCACGGAAGAGAAGGAACUGGUGGCUGUCGUGGAUCUGACCGCGAAAGCUCUCACCACAAAAGGACCUUCUGUGGACCAGAGGCAGAUGUACUACAGUGCCUUAUCCCAACUCCCAGCCCUACCCGCCGUAGCAAAGAAGGUCUUUGAGAGCAGCCCGGCUCUUGUGACGAAAGAGUCCAAUGAUACGUGCCUACAGUUCCUGCUGCAGGCCAUCGCGAUCCACAUCCGAGCGUACUUCGAGUCCCCAGCCGCAGACGCGAAGGUGAUUGCCAGCAUUGUGGCGUUCGUCAAAGGCGGCGUGUCCGACGCGAAGAGCGGAACUCGCCGCGCGUUUUUGUCCUUGUUGCCGAUCGCGUUCCAGGGAGAGGCUCUGAAAGCCUUGGGCGGGGCAUGGAAGGAUCUCGUGGACCCUGUCGUGAAGUUGGUGGAGAAGGUGCAGUCUUCUGGGAUCGCGCUUCUGGAUCUAAAGAAGGACACACCUGCUCUUGUUGAGGGUUACUUGGCUAUCCGCUGGUUGCAGGAAACAUCUCUUGCUGCGAAGGAUACUAUCGGUGCCGAUCUGGAAAAGCGCAAGUUCUUCACCACAGUGUACUCGACAAAAUCCUUCUUCCUGAACGAAAAGUACUACGGGAAGCUGCUGCAAACCGCCGACGAGCAGCUCCACUUCGUCCACUGCUUGUUGAAGGUGAUCGAAAUCCCCGAGUGGUACAAACUCACGACGGGGUCCGGAAACGCGGCGGAGAGGAAACCUCUGGCCUCAGCACUCGUCUGGUUUUUGGUUGAGACCCGUCAGCAUGAGGUUCGCCAGGCGGCUGCUGCGGAAAUCAGGAAGCUCUUACUCCCCCGAGAUGCUACUCUUUCGGAUAAAGUGGUCGGUCUGCUUCAAGUCGGACUCGGGCGCAUCCUGACACAGGGAGUGUAUCGCGGCAAGCCAAGUGGAAGCGGAACCUGGAACGAACCCAUCUCGAGGAGUUCGGACACCAUCGGACACAAAGUGUAUGGAGCGCUCUGCGUUGCCCUUCCAUACUUGGCCGACGGGGAGCAACUGUCAUCAGCGGACACCGCAUGGAAAAAUGCCGUGGAAAGCGGCCUUAUGCGCUUGUCGGUGAUCGCCUGCCACCCAGCCGUGACGGAAGUCAUGGGCGAUGAUGUGUGGAUCCGGCUGUGCUUCCGUUCUGGUACCGGCCCUCAUAUUGUGGACGCCCAUGUUGGGGAGAUCAUCCGGCUGUGGUUGGUCAAGGGUGAAGGUGAAGAUGUCAGUGAAGGAGGCUUCGACGAGAACAUCGAUCCGACUAUCCGCACCGCAACGCUGGCUGCUCUCACCUUAUUCACGGAAGUGGCCACUGAGGCGGUUAUCAAGGAAGCGCUCCCGUGGGCGUUGACGGCUUUGGACAAUGAGGACGUGAAAAAACUGACUGCAAAUGACGUUGGAGUCUGGUCCACGCCUGAAGGCACCCUGUUCUUCGACCCCACCGCGAAGAAAGUCAACGGCCGCGUGGACGACAGGCCCAAAACCGCGGAAGAGAAAUGGGAGCGGGAACUCAAGAAGGAAUUGCAAAAGAAGGGUAAAACUACCACCGGAAAAGCGCCGGAGACAAAGAUCAGUAAAGCCGAACGCGAGUUGCAGCAACAGCAGCUGGCGAAGGAAUCCGAGAUCCGCAAGCAUGUCCAUGCUCUGCGACACACCGUCAUGGUUGGCGUGGAUGUCCUCCGCGCCGUCAUCGAUGGUGUGACUAGGAGUGUAGGCGAGGAGGCGCGCGGGGCGCUCAGCAAGUCGAUGACGCAGAUCGUUAAAGUUCUGUUGCACAGUGUCAUUGCACGCGAGCUUGCCGUGGUGCCGGAUUCGCAGCAGAACCCGGCUGUCCUGGCUGGCCACCAGGCGAUUGAUCUGUACAGCCAGCUUGGAGAGGUUGUGGGCGAUGAUCUGAGGGGGCUUAUUGACCCGCCUGUGCUCGCGAUGGCGACGUUGAGAGCUCUUGGAGUCAAGGAGGGCGAGGGCGGGAUCGAUAAGUGGUAUUGCAAGAAGGAUUUAACCGCCUACAUCACAUCGGUCCUCGAAGAACUGUCGACAAAGUACACCUCGGAGCAGCCGUUGGACCCCGGGGCCUUCUCCUACGUGUUCCCGCUACUCCGCGCGAUCGUCCUCCGUGAAGGCCGCAUCGACCAGCUCAAGGACCGCGAAGCAACCGACCUCGCCAUGUCCGCCUCCGACAUCCUCCUCGCGCAAUCAAGCCUUGCCGAAUCCCCCUAUGUCCCGCGGUCGGGCAUGGUGCAGUGCCUGUUGGAGCUGCUGCACUCGUACCCGCGCGUGAGGGGUGCUGGCAGGGAAGGGCUUCUGACGCUUGCGUUCGCUAUCAGUGCGGGAGCUCCUGACGAUGAUGAGGCUGAUGGAGAUGGGGAGCAGGAAACUGGAGGCGAAGGCGUACCGGAGGUUGUGGAUGAGUUGCUGAAAGGCUUGCUGUCACCAGAGGAGGCUGUCCGUGAAGCGUGUGUCAUGGCGCUCACGCAUCUGACUGUGCCUGAGGAAGUCUCGGACGUCUUUGAUGCGCGGAUCUGGUUGUCUAGGUUUGACAGCGUGGAGGCGAUCAAGGAGCAGGCUGAUGCGCUCUGGAGCGAGUGGAACGGGGAUGCGACAUUGAGCGUGGAAGCUAUUGACAGUAUCAUCCAGCUGACGGUGCAUAGUGUGGAAGCGGUCAGGUCGAGUGCUGGGCGCGCCUUGUGCGGGAUUCUCACGCAUCAUCCGGAAGCGGUGCGGCCGACUUUGGAAAAACUUUACGGGCUGUACACACUCAAGGCCGCACUGCCGGAACCAGAGUACGACGCUUACGGGAUGGUCAUCCCGGAAUCUCUCAACAAGCCCGAUGAAUGGCCCGCGCGUGCCGGCGUCGCAUCAGCUCUGAAAUCGUGUGUGCCCAUCAUCACCACCCUCGAGUCGCUGCAGAGCCUGUUCAACUUCCUGAUCAUCGGAGAAGCCCUCGGGGACCGCAACGAAACCGUGCAACGCGCGGUUCUAGACGCGGGACUGUCCGCUGCCAACGCAAGCGGAAAGACGUACGUCAGAGAGUUGCUGGACGUCAUUGACGGAUACCUCUGCGAGCCGGCCAGGCCGUCGGCGGUGCACGACCGGAUUCGAGAAUCCUGUGUCAUUCUCUUGGGUACGCUUGCCCAGCACUUGGAGUCGACGGACCAUAUGAUACCUGAAGUCAUCGCGAAGCUCAUGGAGACGCUGAAGACGCCCUCGGAGAAUGUACAGGUCGCUGUCUCGGAGUGUCUGCCGGCCCUCGUUAAGGUCAACAAGCAGGACGCGCGCAAGCUCGUUGAAAAGCUGUUACAUCAGCUUUACACCGCGCCCAAGUACGGAGAACGGCGUGGUGCCGCGUAUGGUCUUGCGGGAGUCGUCAAGGGGUGCGGGAUCUCUGCCAUCAAGGAGUUCGGCGUCAUGACGAGCUUGAAAGAAGCCGUGGAAGACAAGAAACGCGUUGAGAAGAGGGAAGGUGCUCUCUUCGCCUUUGAGACGCUUUCGCAGACUCUCGGACGGUUGUUUGAGCCGUAUGUCAUUCAAAUCAUCCCGCUGUUGCUUGUCUGCUUUGGAGAUAACAGCCGCGAGGUCCGGGAAGCGACCAACGACGCUUGUCGGGUUAUCAUGUCGAAGUUGUCGGCUCAUUGUGUCAAGCUUGUGUUGCCGAGCUUGUUGAAUGGGCUGGAAGAUCGAAACUGGAGGACUAAGACGGGGAGUAUCGAGGUCUUGUCGAGCAUGGCGUACUUGGCCCCGAAGCAACUCAGUGUUAGUUUGCCGACGGUUGUGCCUCGGAUUUGUGAUGUGCUUGCGGACUCGCACGCCAAGGUACAAGAGGCUGCUAAACAAGCCUUGAAUCAGUUCGGAAACGUUAUCAAGAACCCGGAGAUUCAGGCGUUGGUUCCGGUGCUACUCAGUGCUUUGGUUGACCCUAACGGAAAGACCAACGCGGCGUUGACCGCUCUCCUCGACACCGCAUUCGUGCACUACAUCGACGCGCCAUCUUUGGCGCUGCUUGUUCCUAUCCUCCAGCGAGGUUUGCGCGAGCGUGGAACGGACAUCAAGAAGAAAGCGGCGCAGAUCAUGGGCAACAUGGCGACACUGACAGAUCCCAAGGAUUUGCUGCCAUAUUUGCAUUCCCUGAUGCCAGAGCUCAAGGAAGUCCUCGUGGACCCCGUCCCCGAAGCUCGAGCAACCGCCGCAAAAGCUUUCGGAAACAUGGUCGCCAAGCUUGGAGAGGACAACUUCCCCGGCCUUGUUGCAGAAUUCUACGGCACACUUAAGAGCGACACUAGCGGUGUUGACCGCAGCGGUGCCGCCCAAGGUCUCAGUGAAAUCCUCGCCGGGCUUGGUAUCGAACGCUUGGAGCUCCUUCUGCCGGACCUGCUCAUCAACGCCGACAGCCCCAAAUCGUACGUUCGUGAAGGCUUCAUGACGCUCAUGGUUUACCUACCUGGGACGUUCGGAGAGAAGUUCCAGCCGUACCUUGGAGAUAUCAUCCCACCCGUUCUCCGCGGUCUGGCGGAUGAGAGUGAACCUGUCCGCGACUGCUCGAUGAAGACCGGUCAGAUGAUCAUCAGGAACUACGCUACCACCGCUGUGGAUCUGCUGCUUCCUGAGCUCGAGCGCGGGUUGUUCGACGAGAGCUGGCGUAUUCGUCAGAGCUCGGUGCAGCUGUUGGGCGAUCUCCUUUACCGGAUUGCCGGCGUGUCUGGGAAGGUCGAGGUGGACGGUGCGGAAGAGGAGGGACUGGGAACUGAGCAUGGUCGCCAAGCGCUCCUCAGCACUCUUGGAAAGGAACGCUAUAACAAGGUGCUUGCCAGCUUGUACGUUGCCCGUGCUGACGCGAGCGCCAUCGUCCGCCAAGCCUCGCUUCACGUUUGGAAGAGCAUCGUGUCCAACACGCCCCGCACGCUCAAGGAGAUCCUGCCCAUCAUGAUGGAUAUCAUUGUGGCCAGUCUGGCCAGCGAGAACAGCGAUAAGCGCGGGUCGGCGGCAAGAUGUCUUGGCGACCUCGUGCGCAAGUUGGGCGAGUCGAUCUUGCAUGAAUUGCUCCCCAUCCUGGAACGUGGGCUUGACAGCGACCGGGCUGAGAUCCGACAGGGUGUGUGUGUUGCUCUGACGGAGAUCAUGGCGACGGCUAGUAAGACACAGGUGGAGGAGUUUGUGCAGGAUAGCGUCAAAUUGGUGCGCAAAGCUUUGGUCGAUGAGGACUCGGAUGUUAGGGAAGCGGCCGCGCAGACAUUUGACAUGUUGCAUCAACAUAUGGGUCGCCAUGCCAUCGACGAGGUCUUGCCAACUUUGCUCAACAUGCUCAAGGCUGGUGGCAAGCAAGCUAACCCCGCAAGCGCGUUCGCAUUGGAGGCGCUCAAGGAGAUCAUGGCUGUUCGCAGUAACGUGGUCUUCCCGGUGCUCAUCCCGACACUCAUUUCCCGCCCCAUCACGAGCUUCAACGCCCAGGCCUUGUCCAGUCUGAUUACGGUCGCCGGAUCCGCCCUCAACAAGCGGCUGGAAGCUAUCCUGUCUGCCCUGAUGGACGCGCUUGAGGACGGCGACGAUGCGGAAGCGGACAUCAAGGAGACGAUCAAGGUCCUUCUCGUAAACGUCGAAGAUGACGAUGGCGUUUACCAGGUCAUGUCGAUCCUUACUACUGCCGUGCGCAACGGGUCGGUCGAGCGCAAGAAGGUCGCAACACAUUGCUUGCAAGUCUUUUGCCAGGGCAACCAGGAGGCUCUUGAAGCCGACACGAUUGAAGACUGGCUUGAGCUCCUUAUUGCGAUGCUCAGAGGUGGCGAAGGGGAGAGUGAAGCCGUCUCCACCGCGUGGGGUGCGUUGGAUGCGCUCGUGAAGCGGAUCAAGAAGGAGGAGAUGGAGAAGUUUGUGCCCACGUUGAGACGCGCGUUGAGGGAUGCCGAGGAGGGCAUGGGUGAGAGCGAGGUUCUUGAGGGUCUUUCGAUACCCAAGGGCAUCUCCCCCAUCCUUCCCAUCUUCCUGCAAGGGCUCAUGUACGGCAGCGCCGAUUGCCGUGAACAGUCCGCCCUGGGGUUGGGCGACCUGGUACGCCGGACAUCACCCGAUGCCCUGAAGCCGUUCGUGACCCAAAUCACCGGUCCCCUCAUCCGUGUCAUCGGAGACCGAUUCCCAUCCAGCGUCAAAUCCGCGAUCCUCAUGUCUCUCAGCUUACUCUUGGACCGCGUCGCCCCAAUGCUCAAACCAUUCCUCCCGCAACUCCAGCGCACUUUCGUCAAAUGUCUCUCCGAAUCAAGCGGGAUGGUUCGCGACCGAGCGGCCCGGUGCCUGUCGUCGUUGAUCCCGCUCCAGACCAGGCUGGACCCGCUCGUCGUUGAACUGUCCCAGGGCUUGCGUGGUGCGGACGAUAUGGGUGUACGCGCAGCUGUUUGGGAAGCUUUGUAUGGCCUUGUUAAUGGAGUCGGUGGGCCUGGACGGGACUUGAACGAUACGAGCCGCAAGACGAUCCAGGCUCUCCUGACAGAGGGCAUUAGCUCGAGUGGUGAACAUGAUGAAGUGGCCAGAGUAGGCGCAGCGAAAGUGAUGGGCGCGUACGGCAAAUACGUAUCACCAGAAGAGUCCAAAGACUUGAUCAGCUCACAGAUACUAAGCGCCAACGGCCACGCUGACUGGUUCCGCGUUGAAGGAGCCCUCCGCGCUCUUCAUAAUGUCAUACUAUGUGCACCUCUGCUUCUGCAAGAAUUGGAUUUGGUGAAACAGGCUCAGGACUUGGUUGUGGCUUCCUUGCAUCAUAACAAGCCACAGGUGAUUGAAGAAGCGGUCACGGCUGCGAGCAGAAUACUUGGUGUUCCAGCAUACGCCGCGGACUCGCAAAUCCGAGAUCCACUGGUCGAUGCCUUGACUGAUGUUGUUCAAGCUGCUGGUUCAUCGACCGAGGCUCGACGCGAUGCCGUGGUUGCACUCAAGAAUCUGGCGAAAAGCUCGCGUGGGUCUGUCGCCACGAAACUCGCAACGGUCGUUCCAGCCCUUAUGCAAUGCGUCCGCGAUCGCAACGCUUCCCUAAAACAUGCAGCGGAACGCGCAUUGCUUCACGUCCUGGAUGUCGGCACCGGCUCGGACACCUUACAGAAGUACUUGGGGACAUUGGACGCCACUACCGCACGGCAAAUCGGUGAUUACGCUCGAAGGGUUUUGAGCAAGCUUGAUGCGUCGGGGAGUGAUGACGAAGCCGAGCAAAACGAUGUGAUUUAUUGAGAUGUGUCUCACCUAAUGAGCUUCAACAACCACACGUGUCAGACCACAUGGAUGGGUCAAUAUGAAUUUCCAAGCAUGUAGCAUUAUGGAUAGGACCUGCACGCCACAUAUAUAUAUAUACA